AUGGAUUCUUCUAUUGGUGGUAGUCGUCAUGGUGGGAAGAGAUCGGGUUCUGGAAGACCUACAAUACAACAGGAGAAAAUACGGAAAACUGAAAAUCAAGCUGCAGGAUCACGUACACAAUGGACUGCGUAUGAAGCUGGUCAACAUCUAAUAGGAUUACGUUCUGAAUUAUUGAAUCGAAAAGGAGGAUCAUAUAGUAUUGAAGAAAAUAAAAUUGCAUUAUUAUUUGUACUUGAUUUGAAUCUCGUGGAUAAACGCUAA
Rotaria sp. Silwood2 is the source of this 261-nucleotide messenger RNA. The record is from the annotation of a GenBank genome assembly. NCBI's taxonomy places the organism in Eukaryota, Metazoa, Rotifera, Eurotatoria, Philodinida, Philodinidae.